AUGCGUGCCUACUUUCUCGCUGCCCUGGUGGUCGGCGCUAAUGCUGCCGUGCACAAGAUUAAUGUCGGUCAGGGUGGUCUGACUUACACCCCGGACUCGGUCAAGGCCGAAGUCGGUGACAUUCUGGAGUUCUACUUCGUCGGUGGCAAUCAUGAUGCUGUGAUGGCGGACUUUGAUACGCCCUGUGCGCCCUCUACUACCAGGGAUGAUGCCUUCUCUUCUGGUGUCAUUCAGGGUACCCCGAAUAACAAAAACGUCUUCCACGUUACCGUAAACUCUACCGAGCCCACCUUCUACUACUGCUCCGUUGGUAUGCACUGCGCGAACGGCAUGGUUGCCGCCAUCAAUCCCUCCGACGAUCAGACUGUCGACGCCUACCGAGCCGCAUCCAAGGGCAAACAGCCCAAGGCCCCGACCGGCGUCUAUGGCGGAGAGUUUGGCGACCCCCUCCCUUAA
Scedosporium apiospermum is the source of this 456-nucleotide messenger RNA. RefSeq lists its product as uncharacterized. The coding region runs from base 1 to 456 and encodes 151 amino acids. The transcript is spliced from 2 exons. NCBI's taxonomy places the organism in Eukaryota, Fungi, Ascomycota, Sordariomycetes, Microascales, Microascaceae. The record is from RefSeq and is a predicted model, not a curated record.